GUGCUGACUUUUCAAAGACAAUACCAUGCAGUCACGGCAAAGACUUUGGAACACCAGUGGUGUGGCAUAAUUUUUCUUCUUCUGUUUCUUGGCAAAAACUGAAUUCUACCAUUCUUGCACGCUCAUAUUUUUUUCCAUGAUUCUUACGCCAUGUUUGGUUGGUCGUGUUGGUUCAGAUGCACAUAUAUCAUUGUGUUAUCAUUCGUACGCAGAAUAAGGAUCCUUGGAUCAAAAAGCUCUUUGUGUGUUACCUGAACUACGUAUUCUUUCUAAGAAUUCAAAUCUUGUAUUCAGGAGCAUGUUAUGGCCACUAGAAUCUUAGAAGGCUUGGUGAAAACCAGUGAAAUAUAUUCUCUAAUCUUAGAUAUUCUCGACGGAUUCAACGGCUUCAACGACAAUGUACAAAUGCUCGAGAUGAAACUAGAAGAGCUAUGCUGCCUGGAACAUGACAUAAACAGAGAGCUAGAAAUUGAAGAGCUAGAGCAUGGAAAGAAAAGGAAACGAGAAGUUGAAAAUUGGUUGAGAAAUGUUAAAAGAAAGAAAACUGAAGUGCAUGGCAUGGUUCAGGAAUUGAGAGAUUGUGGAAUGUUUAGGCAUCUAAAGCUAAAUGUACAAGUAAGGAAACUAACAGGACAAGUUACAGAUCUCGUGGCGCGUGGUAGGUUCCCUGGAGGUAUUGUGGGCAGUGCACAGGAAUCAAGAGGAUGUGCAUUGUUGACAACAGAAUUAGCAGGUGCAAUGCUUCAGAAAAAUGUUCGAAAGAUAUGGGACUGGUUGAUGAACGAUGGUGUGUUGAUGAUUGGUGUGUAUGGCAUGGGAGGAGUGGGAAAAACAAGUGUGCUAAUGCACAUACAUAAUAUGCUUUUAACAGCAGUCACCAACUUUGAAAGUGUGUUUUGGGUGACUAUCUCAAAGUCAUUUAGCAUUCACAAAUUGCAGUGCGAUGUGGCAAAAAUAGUUGGGAUAGAUAUUUCCAAAGAAAGUGAUGAAAGGAAGAGAGCAGCAAGAUUAUCACGGGCCUUGGUGAGAAGGAAAAGAUGUGUUCUUUUUCUAGAUGAUGUGUGGAACCAUUUUCCUCUAGAGAGGGUGGGAAUUCCUGUGAGAGCAGAUGGGCUAAAACUGGUUUUGACAAGUCGUUCCUUAGAUGUGUGUCGAAGGAUGAAUUGUAAAAACAGUGUCAAAGUGGAGCCUCUUUCUAUGGAAGAAGCAUGGACCUUAUUUGUAGACAACCUUGGACAACAGACAAAUCUUUCUCCAGAAGUAAAACAGGUUGCAAGAUCUGUUGCAAAGCAAUGUGCUGGUUUACCCCUUGCAAUUAUUACAAUGGCUAGGAGCAUGAGGGGAGUGGAAGAGAUUUGUGAGUGGCGGCACACACUGGAAGAACUAAGAAACACAGAAGCAAAGCACCAGGAAAUGGAAAUGGAGGUGCUCCGGGUGUUGAGAUUUAGCUAUGAUCACUUGAAUGAUAAAAUAGUACAGCAGUGCUUCUUAUGCUGUGCAUUGUAUCCUGAAGAUUUUGAAAUAGACAGGGAUGUUUUGAUAGAGAGUUUUGUUGAUGAGGGGCUGGUGAAAGGAAUGAAAAGUUUGGAGGCCAUGUUUGAUGAAGGGAACACCAUAGUGAAUAAGCUUGAGAACAUUUGUCUUCUGGGGAAAGUGGAAAAUUUUGUUGGUGGAAAGAAAUGCAUGGGGCUACAGGAUGCUAGCAGUCAUAUAGCUAUUAGCAUGAUGAAAAGGGGAUGCCAACAUGUGGAACCAAUGAACAAUGUAGAAGGGUAUUAUGUGGGUAGUCAAUUGGUGAAAAUGCAUGAUUUGGUGAGGGCAGUGGCUAUUAAUGUUAUAAAGGAGAACAACAAUUUCCUGGUGAAGGCUGGAUUGCAAUUGACUAAGAUUCCUGAUGAAGUAGAAUGGAGUGAGGACCUAGAGAAGGUUUCCUUGAUGUGUAAUUGGAUACAUGAAAUUCCAACAGAGAUAUCACCUAGGUGUCCUAAACUUAGAACCUUGAUUUUGAAGCACAAUGAAUCCUUGACAAGGAUCUCUGAUUCGUUUUUUGUUCACAUGUCUGCUCUUGAAGUUCUUGAUUUGUCUUUCACAGAUAUUGAGGUUUUGCCAAAAUCUGUGUCUGACUUGAGUACCCUCACUGCUUUGUUGCUAACAUCUUGUAAGCGAUUGAAGCACAUGCCUUCACUGGCAAAGCUUCAGGCCUUACUAAGGUUGGACCUAUCUUUUACUGCAAUCACAGAAAUGCCUCAAGGUUUGGAAAUGUUAGUAAACCUCAAAUGGCUUAAUCUUUAUGCAAAAGACUUGGUGUCAUCUGGAAAAGAAGUAUCAAAAUUGACUAGUCUCCAAUUUCUUAUUCUCCACUGGUGGUCAAGAAAGAUAAAAGUGAAAGUAGAGUAUACAUCAUGCCUGAGAAAGUUGGAAACUUUUGCAGCUAACUUGUACAACAUGCAGCAUUUCAAUUCCUAUGUGAAAACAAUGCACAUAUAUGGACCUAGAAGUUACCUUCUUCAGUUAGACACUGAAGAGUCUCUUGGUAACUCUCCGUGGUGUUGUUUUGCCGAGGUUUGCUUUAGGAAGGAUGUGAUAAUUUCAAAUUGCAAAAUCAGAACAGGAGAAUCACCCCUUAUGCUCCCUUUAGACAUUCAACGCUUGAAGGUUGAAAGAUGUCAUGACAUUCGGAGCUUAUGUGACGUUAUGUCAUUGAAAAAUGCCACCUCUUUAAAGCGCUGUGAGAUUGCAGACUGUGAUGGACCAGAGUACAUGUUUUCUUUAUCUUGCUCUUCCUCAUGUUGCACCUCUCUCCACAGCUUAGAAUCAUUGGAACUCUAUAGCCUAAAAAAUUUGCAUGGUCUAUGUAAGGAAGAUGAAGUUGCAGCUCAAACCUUUCCACCAGGAAGAGCUUUUACUUGUCUGAAGUACUUUUUCAUCUACCAUUGUCCCCUUAUCAAGAAGCUUCUCAAACCUAGAUUGUUAGCUUAUCUACCGAACUUAGAAGAGAUAACAGUUCAUAACUGCAAAUCAAUGGAAGAAAUAAUCUCGGUUGAUGGAAUAGAUUAUGAAAGCUUUGGUGGUAAAAAAUCUUAUGUGACUAACAGAGAUACUAUUGUAGUAACACAUUCAAAGUUAGUGUCAUUAUCAUUAAAGCACCUACCAGAACUCAAGAGCAUAAGUAGUGCACAAAUGGUGUGCGAGUCUCUCAAAAACUUUAGAAUCUUUAAAUGUCCAAAACUUGCGAGGUUCCCAGAAACCGCCACCCCAGUUCAGAUUUUGUACGAUUCUUUCUAACUCUGGCCUUACUCUAUAUUUAUAUGUAUAUAUUGGAAGUAUGAUGACUGGGUUGGGUAACUGAAACGAAAUCUAAUUGAAAAUUUGUUGAUUGAGAUGUAAAUAUUCGGAAUAUGAUGACUGUGUAUGAUGAAUUGAUUACACUAGCUAAUUUCUCAAAUCCUUAGAGAGAAGACUUUUAAGACAACUGUAGAGUCGAAUGAUUAUACAGACUCAUGUCAUCUUAUAUUGAGUUCCAUGUUAUUAUCACAUAGCAUAGUUUAGCAUCAUAGCCAUAUCUCUGUAAAUAAAGUGAAACUAAAUUGUUUUUCUUUCAUUGAUAAGUCUUUAGCUAAGGGAAUAACAGAUUUUUCCAAAUUUUGCUUCUCUAUCCAAAACAUCCUCUUUUGAAUUAAAGACAGCAAACAAGGUGAAUUAGAUUGGCUGAUCUGAUUAGAUUUUCUUAGUUAUUGCCAUCCAUGGUUUAUUUUAAGCAGAAGGCAGUAAUUUGACCAAAGUAGCAUGAAAAUAUUGUUUGGUUAUUUGGAUCCUUUACUUGUUUAUAUCUUGAUAAAAAGGACCCUCUCUGGUGUUGCUUUUUUUUUUUUUUUUUUUUUCUGAUUGUUUCCAAUUAUUUAAGCACAAG
Messenger RNA from Vigna radiata var. radiata (mung bean), 3910 nucleotides. RefSeq names its product probable disease resistance protein At4g27220. The record is from RefSeq and is a predicted model, not a curated record. The transcript is spliced from 2 exons. Gene Ontology annotation, molecular function: ADP binding; protein binding. Lineage: Eukaryota; Viridiplantae; Streptophyta; Magnoliopsida; Fabales; Fabaceae. The coding region runs from base 304 to 3285 and encodes 993 amino acids.